AUCCUGCGCGCCCGGCCCGGCCGCCCGUCGGCUCCCGCGGCGGCGGCGGAAGGGGCGGUGGCGGCAGCGGCACCGCCUGCGGUGCCCCGGAAACACCGCCCGGGCCCGGCAUGGCGGAGGAGGGACUGGGGCAGGGACUGGGGCAGGGACAGGGAGAGGAGGAGGCGGCCGCGCUGGCCUGGAUGGACCAGGCGCUCGACGUGGCUAAAGAGGCGCUGGAGAAAGGGGAGGUUCCCGUGGGCUGCCUGCUGGUGUACGACGGCGAGGUCAUAGGCAGGGGUAGGAACGAAGUCAACGAGACGAAGAACGCUACUCGACAUGCAGAAAUGGUAGCGAUCGAUCAGGUCCUUGACUGGUGCAAGCAACACAACAGAGAUUAUACGGAAGUGUUUCCACAAUUGGUAUUGUAUGUAACUGUAGAGCCCUGUAUCAUGUGUGCAGCUGCUGUGCGCUUGAUGAAAAUUCCACGGGUUGUAUAUGGUUGUCGAAAUGAGCGAUUUGGAGGCUGUGGCUCAGUUUUGAGCAUCUCAUCUGAUGAUAUGGUGGACACAGGAGACCCAUUUGAAUGCACUUCUGGCUAUCGUGCCGAAGAAGCGGUGGAGUUGUUAAGAGCUUUCUACAGACAAGAAAAUCCCAAUGCACCAAAAUCAAAAGUAAGGAAAAAGGAUCGUCGUAAGUAGACGCACUCGGGAGGGAGAAAGAAACUUACCAAAAAAUUAUAUGUGAAGGUUUCUUCAGUGUCCUUGUGUAAAAUGUACAGUUCAAUCAAACUAUGUCUGAUUUUCUGUACGGAGUUUUUACUAAUAGGAUACUUACUACUUCUUCCUGUGUUUCUAUGUAUGUGAUUUCUUGCUAUCAUAAUGACCAAAAAAAAGAAUAAAUGGCUGUUUUUUAGAAAGAGGAAAAUUUGUGGUUCAAGUUGUUUACAGACAGAUGGAUCCAUUAAAAUGAUGGCAUUUUGUACAGCACGUUUGCUUAGGCAAGUAAGUAAAUCUCUUUAAAUCUCUUGGAAGGUUACAUUUGUAAGUCCUUUAUAGUCCAUGUGUGUGUAUUGAAUCAAAAGGCAUAUAAAGGAAUUAUACAGUCCUUGAAGACUUGAGAAAAGACCACUGUAAAUGUUUCUUCAUUGUUUUUUACACCCCCUCUAGCACAAGCCAGAUUUUCAGACAUGAUUUCUGAAAGUCACAUACCUGUGCAGACAGGUACAUAUGGACGAUCACGUCUCUGUGUGUGCUGUUGCUUAAUAAGGUGAGCAAACAUCACUUGGCUCCACAGCAUCUUCAUACAAAGUUGUGGAGAAACUCUCUACAACUCUCUUUAGACUGUCCACUCUGCUUGUGAAUAUUAGUUUAAGAAAUGCUUUAUUUUUAACAAUCCACUAAGAAGUUGAAGCUGUUGUCAGCUACUAAAUUAUAGUAAUUGAGACAGGCAGAUACAAAUGAAAACCAGGAAAUUGGUAAUAGCACGAAUAAAAAAUAUUUAAGAUGAUUAUCUUUU
Messenger RNA from Pipra filicauda (Wire-tailed manakin), 1497 nucleotides. It is a transcript of the gene ADAT2, whose product is annotated as adenosine deaminase tRNA specific 2. NCBI's taxonomy places the organism in Eukaryota, Metazoa, Chordata, Aves, Passeriformes, Pipridae. The coding region runs from base 111 to 680 and encodes 189 amino acids. Gene Ontology annotation, cellular component: cytoplasm; nucleus. Gene Ontology annotation, molecular function: tRNA-specific adenosine-34 deaminase activity; zinc ion binding. The record is from RefSeq and is a predicted model, not a curated record. The transcript is spliced from 6 exons. Gene Ontology annotation, biological process: tRNA wobble adenosine to inosine editing.